This is a messenger RNA of Cryptomeria japonica (Japanese cedar), 840 nucleotides long. RefSeq lists its product as uncharacterized. Bases 21 to 707 code for a protein of 228 amino acids. The transcript is spliced from 2 exons. The record is from RefSeq and is a predicted model, not a curated record. Lineage: Eukaryota; Viridiplantae; Streptophyta; Pinopsida; Cupressales; Cupressaceae. Gene Ontology annotation, molecular function: protein dimerization activity.
GUUGUACUCAGACAGAUCUUAUGCGAGAGCUACAGUUGUUCUCAAAUGCACAAGGGGAGACCUUUUCUCGUCCUAUCGCCAAAGAAAGUAGGACAACUAUGAUGCCAGAUAAUUGGUGGAGCUUUUUUGGCCCAACGACACCAAAUCUUCAGAAGUUGGCCAUUCGCAUCUUGAGCCAACCAUGCAGUGCAUCUGGUUGUGAGCGCAAUUGGAGUAUGUUUGAGCACAUACACUCCAAGAGGCGCAAUAGAUUAUCCGUGGAGAAGAUGAAUGAUCUUAUCUUUGUUCACUACAACCUCCGCCUGAGAAUGAGAAAGAAUGCAUUAGCUGACAUCUCUCCUAUCAUUCUAGAUGAGGUUGAUCCUGAGGCAGAGUGGGCCAUUGAGACAGAUCCUGUGGCUAUCUUUAGUGAUGAUGACACUGAUUGGAUCGACCAAGUAGAUAUAGAGGCUGAGGCUGUAGCCAUGGCAGAGGAGGAGCAAAGAGCACGAGCAGAGAGAGGAGAUUCAGAGGCAGAUGGUGAUAGUGACACAGAUGGUGACAGUGACACAGAUGUUCCUGAUGUUGGUGAGCAUGGCGUGGUGUCACGAGGAGCGGCUAUGGCUGCCCAAUCAUCUAUGACCUACCUUAGACGCCUUCGUAGGGGGCCGGGGCCUUCAUCGGAGCCGACGUCGGGGCCGGAGGGUGCAGACUCCUCUGCGCCAUAGGCUUGUAGAUGUAUUUACCUUUGUUAUUUGUAUGGAACAUUUGAUGAUGAUCAUAUGAUGACAUGGAUUUUUUAUUCCAUGAGUUUUGUAAUAUUGUAUACAUUUGACAAUAUUUAUAUAUCUAUGUUUGUUA